Molecule: messenger RNA, 1848 nt
Organism: Penicillium nucicola
Lineage: Eukaryota; Fungi; Ascomycota; Eurotiomycetes; Eurotiales; Aspergillaceae
Product: acyl-CoA synthetase
Exons: 5
Coding region: 1-1848 (615 amino acids)
Biological process (GO): fatty acid metabolic process
Molecular function (GO): medium-chain fatty acid-CoA ligase activity
Source: RefSeq, a predicted model, not a curated record
AUGUCCAUGUCACUGAUCUCGCUCCUCAGCCGACGCGCGCGCUUCAAUCCCAGUCGCAGUCGCAUGCCCGUCGCGCUCAGACAGCUAUCGACACUCCCGAACACGCACAUCUUCCGCGCGCUGCAGAACCACGAUCCGGACAGUCUAGCUGUGGUUCAUAGUGUCUCCGCCCGCUCCUUUACGUAUGGGAGUCUAGUGGCCGACGUCGUUGCGGCGAAGGAGGACCUCGAGCGCAAAGCUGCCAACGCCAACGCCAACGCGCAGGGUAAAUUGGCUGGUGAGCGGGUUGCGUUUCUGGCGGAGAAUAGCUAUGACUACGUAGUGACGCUAUUGGCGAUCCUUGCGAGUGAUGCUAUUGCAUUGCCGUUGUCGCCUUCUUUCCCGUCAGCGGAGUUGAAGUAUAUUCUUGAUAAUUCGCAGGCGAAGGUGUUGCUUGCUACCGAGAAGUAUGCGGACAAGGCUAUGGAAGUGCUGCGUCAGGGAUUGGAUCGUGAGCCUAUAUUGAAUGUCCGCAAGAAGUUGUUAGAGGGUGCUGUUCGGCAAAGGGUCACCCUGGAGGAGGCCAAGAAGCCUUCUGGAGGAAUGAUGCUAUACACAUCUGGCACGACCAAUCGACCAAAAGGCGUACUCAUCCCACUAUCGGCACUGGCAGCUCAAGCCUCGUCGCUCUUACAGGCGUGGAACUACUCCCCCGAUGAUCGCCUCCUGCACUUACUACCACUGCACCACAUCCACGGCGUGGUAAACGCAAUCGUGGCACCGAUAGUAGCAGGUUCAUCUAUCGAAUUCAUGUAUCCCUUCAACACCGACCAAGUCUGGAAACGCCUCGCAGCACCAUUCCAAUCCGACACCAGCAUCACCACCACAAACAACAAUUCAUCCAAAAUAACCUUCCUAACCGCCGUCCCAACAAUCUACAAUAGACUCCUAACCACAUUCCCAACCCUCCCCCAAGAAACCCAAAAAGCCGCCAAAGAAGGAAUCUCCCCCUCAAACCUCCGCCUAAACAUCUCCGGCUCAGCCGCCCUCCCAACACCCACCAAAACCUCCUGGUCAAAUCUCAGCAACGGCAACAUCCUCCUGGAACGCUUCGGCAUGACCGAAGUCGGCAUGGCAAUAAGCUGCGGGCUAGACAACCAAGACCGGGUCGACGGCAGCGUCGGCUGGCCCUUACCCGGCGUAGAAGCGCGUCUAGUCGACACAGAGAACGGGCAGGUCAUACCCGUUGGACAGGAACUCGACUCCGAAGGGCGACAACGCGAAGGCGAGAUCCAAUUACGCGGCGAGACUAUCUUCAGUGAAUAUUGGGGCAACGAAAAGGCCACACGGGAGGCAUUUGUUACUGACAACCGUGGCGGAGAAGAACAGGGAGAAAGAGAAGGGGAUGCCACAAGCAAGAAAUGGUUUUGCACCGGCGAUGUCGCAACAAGGAAGAUUGUCCAGGGCGCUGGAUCCGGCGCCAGUGGCGACUGGGCCAAGGGACCCAUGUAUUUCAUCCAAGGGCGGAAAAGUGUCGAUAUCAUCAAGAGUGGCGCCGAGAAGAUCAGCGCGCUGGAGGUUGAGCGGGAGUUGCUUUCACUUCCGCAAAUAGUCGAAGCAGCCGUCGUCGGCCUCCCAUCCGAAAAAUGGGGACAAAAAGUCGCUGCUAUCGUAGUCCUCCAUCCCGAAGCUGCUUCUUCAGGUCGGAGUGGGAAAUCAUGGGGUCCAAUGGACAUGAGACGGGCGUUGAAGGAUUCUCUGGCUGCUUUUAAGAUCCCGUCUGAGAUGAAGGUUCUAGAUGCUAUUCCUAGGAAUGCGAUGGGGAAGGUUAAUAAGAAAGCUCUUGUCAAAGAGGUUUUCGAUGUUUGA